This is a messenger RNA of Cladophialophora psammophila CBS 110553, 1749 nucleotides long. RefSeq names its product monoamine oxidase. NCBI's taxonomy places the organism in Eukaryota, Fungi, Ascomycota, Eurotiomycetes, Chaetothyriales, Herpotrichiellaceae. The transcript is spliced from 2 exons. Gene Ontology annotation, molecular function: oxidoreductase activity. The coding region runs from base 1 to 1749 and encodes 582 amino acids. The record is from RefSeq and is a predicted model, not a curated record.
AUGGUCUCUCCCGUGAAAUUCAUCGACAUCGGUAACAGUGAAUCGGCAUACUAUGCUCCAGGCACGAUCUCCGGCGGUCGAGAUUUGAUCCAUAUCGCUGGACAGCCCGGCACAACCAAAAACAACAUUUGCCCUGCCGAUUAUGAAAGUCAGAUUCACCUCGCUCUACUCAACAUCCAUCGUAUCAUUGUAGCCGCAGGCGCAUCGGUUUCGGACAUCCUCAAGUUAACAAUCUACAUUGUCAACUACGACCCCAACCGGCGUCUACACACCAAACUUCUUCAACGCUUCUACAAUGGUCAUCGACCUGCGAUGGCCCUGGUCCCUGUGGCGCAGCUGGCGGUGCCCGAGUGGUUAGUCGAGAUCGAUGCCGUGCUGGCAAAGCCAUCUCCGCUUGCCUUGAAUCAGUUGUCACCAACUUCUGCAGAGUCAGUCGAUGUUAUUGUCAUCGGAGCUGGCCUCGCUGGUUUGACCGCCGCCCGCGAUGUGGUGAACGCCGGGCACUCGGUCCUUCUAUUAGAAGCUCGUGACCGAGUCGGCGGCCGUACCUGGAGUCAGCCACUUCCGGACGGAAUGAGCGUCAUUGAUCUGGGAGCAGCAUGGAUCAACGAUACAAACCAGAGCCGUAUGGCGGCCUUGGCUCGCUCCACGGGAGCCGAAUUAAUUUUUCCCAAGCAUAUUAGGGAUGAUCUUGCUCGUAUCCGAGACACCGUGCACCGAGAUUCCGCGACUCUUUCGGUCACUAGCCACGAGGAUGCCCGCUCGGCCGAGCUGGACUCGAUGACUUUCCUCGCUUACCUGAAGAAGCUUGGAGCCGGUGAAGCCGCCACCAACACAGCCGCAGUCUGGUCUCGAGCAAUGCUCGGCCAGGAGCCCAGCAGGAUCUCGGCGCUUUUCUUCCUCCACUACUGCGCAGCGGGUGGUGGUCUGUACACUAUGCGUUCCGAUGCCAAGGAUGGAGGCCAGUACUUGCGCGUGCGUCAAGGAACUCAACACUUUUCGAAAAAGAUGGCCGCAGGCCUUCCGUGCGGUACACUUCAUCUCGAAUCCCCUGUCGCAUCGAUCCAGCAAGAGGGUCCACAGUCGAUUCUCGUUACCACGUCAAACAACAACCGGGUGUACAGAGCCAAAAAGGUCAUCUCGGCUGUCCCACCGGGGAUCGUCAAGAAGAUUGCGUUCCACCCUCCCCUGCCACCUGGCAAGAGGCUUUUGCUCGAUUCUUACAAAUAUGGCUAUUACCAAAAAGUCAUGGUUCUUUUCAAGUCUGCCUUCUGGGUCAAACUAGGCUCCUGUGGUCUGGUACAAUCUUUCAUCGGCCCUGUUUCGAUCAUCCGCGACUCGUGCAUCCCGGCCGAUGGAAAAUUCGUUCUGACUUUAUUCCUCUCUGGCGAUGCCGGCGAAGGCUGGUCCCAGCUAGCUACGGUCGAAGAAAAGAAGGAAGCACUGCUGAGUCAACUUGGAGCCAUUUUCCAAGAUCGUGAAUUGGUUGACCGUGAGUACGUCGACAUGAUCGGCCACCAGUGGAACGAUGAGGCAUGGAGUGGUUAUGGAUGUCCAAGCUCUUCAACAGCUCCGGGCGUGUUGAGCGAAGUAGGUAGCUGGCUGAAGGCCAGCGUAGGCGAUGUCCAUUUUGUCGGCACCGAGACGAGCGACGUCUGGAGAGGCUACAUGGAAGGCGCUGUCAGGAGUGGAGAGCGCGGAGCCGUAGAAGUCCUGGCCGGUCUCCGAGGACCUGUACCCAAACUUUGA